Messenger RNA from Dothidotthia symphoricarpi CBS 119687, 360 nucleotides. RefSeq lists its product as uncharacterized. Bases 90 to 281 code for a protein of 63 amino acids. The transcript is spliced from 2 exons. NCBI's taxonomy places the organism in Eukaryota, Fungi, Ascomycota, Dothideomycetes, Pleosporales, Dothidotthiaceae. Gene Ontology annotation, molecular function: arylformamidase activity. The record is from RefSeq and is a predicted model, not a curated record.
GUGAUGCCCCGUCCUUCGAGAUGAGUCCGCUAGUAGGCCCCCAUAACGCACCAGGCGGUAUCUGGGCAGGUGAAGCGUGGGAAAACGACAUGCAAGGUGGCGGCCUGCUUCACCAGUGGUUUCUGGGUGGGUGGGGGCUGAUGAUCGGCGAGAUGUGGGAUUUGGAGCGCUUGUGUGAGAAGGCGGAGGAGUUGGGACGGCACACGUGCUUUGUUAGCAGUGUGCCGUUGAAGGUUCCCGGUGGUGUGGCGAGUCCGCCGAAUGCUGUUGCAAUAUUCUAGGCGGCCAUGAUGGAAUUACAUAGCUUGUUGGUACUGAUCAUACUCAUUAUGAGUAGUAGUUUGAGGAUGUUUGAAUCGA